AUGUCGCUCUGUCGAGCAUGUCUGCGGCGCUCGGCUGGCCAAAGAAGGCUGUAUAGCACGAUGAAGGACUACAAUGCAGCCGUGACCGUGCUCAAUGGCCUACAGUCGAACUUCUCCAUAGUCGAGGCGAUCAGGAAGGCCGGCCCAGGGUCGAACAAAUCCUCGAUACCGGACAUGAUCACUUGGGUGCGCCGUAUAGGAUACGAGCCAUCCGACUUCGAUCGUCUGAACCCAAUCCAUAUUGCUGGCACCAAGGGCAAAGGCUCGACGUCUUCGUUCAUCUCCUCCAUCCUCGCCCAGUACUUGCCCACGAAGCGCAGCAUACAUGCCGAGCGACUUCCUUCCACUGUCGGCCUUUACACAUCCCCACAUCUCCGCUUCGUGCGAGAACGUAUCAAGAUCAACAAUGAGCCCGUAUCAGAAGAGCUGUUUGCCAAAUGUUUCUGGGAAGUCUGGGAUCGCCUCGAGGCGUCGCGGCCAGCUGAAGCUACUGCGGACACGAGGAGUAUAGACGGUAAGCCGGUAUACUUCCACUUUUUGACUCUCAUGGCAUUGCAUUGCUACAUGGAAGAGGAUGUCGGAACUGCCGUCAUUGAGUGCGGCAUUGGAGGAGAAUACGAUACGACGAACAUACUCGUGCAGCCUUCUGCUACGGGUAUCACAAGUCUAGGCAUUGAUCAUGAGGCGCUACUCGGCAGCACGAUCGGUGAGAUCGCCUGGCAUAAGGCCGGAAUCUUCAAGCCAGGAGUGCCUGCGUUCACAGUGCCACAGCCUGAAGAGGCCAUUAAGGUGCUGUUCGAUCGAGCGAAAGAGAGGCAGACCGAGCUUUACACGGUACCUGUCCACGAAGCGGUGCAUACGGUCCAGCUCGGGCUGCACGGUCACUUCCAGAAGCUGAAUGCAUCAUUGGCUAUCGCGAUUUCGGCCUUGCACCUGCAGCGACUGGGCUUCACUGGUGUUCCCGAUCCAUAUGAUCCGUCAGCACCUUUGCCUGUGGAGUUUGUGCACGGCCUCGAGACUACACAGCUCGGGGGACGGUGUGACUUUCGGGCAGAUUCCCAAGCGUCCAACCUGAGUUGGUACAUUGAUGGCGGACAUACCCUCGAAAGCAUCGAAGUCGCGGGACAGUGGUUCGCCUCGAAAACGUCCUCUAGUAACGGCAAGCCAGCAGCGAAGCGCAUUCUGAUCUUCAAUCAACAAACCAGAGAUGCUUCCUCACUCACCAAAAGAUUACACGAUACGCUUGCCACAGCGUUGGGCGACGAACAUCCUUUCGAGCACGCGAUCUUCUGUCCCAACACAACUUACAGAGAUGCUGGCUACAAAGCUGAUCUUGUAUCUAUCAACACGAACAAGGAUGACGUGAGCAGCCUUCGCGUGCAGCAAGAGUUGGCCAAGAACUGGGACACCAUCGACUCGAAGUCGACCGUGCACGUCGUCAAUACCAUCGAAGAUGCAGUAGCGAGAGCUCGAGAUCUUGCUGGAGGUCACCAAGCUGAAGUUUUGGUCACUGGAAGUCUGCAUCUGGUGGGCGGGUUGAUAGAAGUGCUUGAGAAUGAAGCCGAGAAGAGUGCUAAGUUAUAG
This is a messenger RNA of Fulvia fulva, 1584 nucleotides long. RefSeq names its product Folylpolyglutamate synthase. Bases 1 to 1584 code for a protein of 527 amino acids. Gene Ontology annotation, biological process: tetrahydrofolylpolyglutamate biosynthetic process. NCBI's taxonomy places the organism in Eukaryota, Fungi, Ascomycota, Dothideomycetes, Mycosphaerellales, Mycosphaerellaceae. The transcript is spliced from 2 exons. The record is from RefSeq and is a predicted model, not a curated record. Gene Ontology annotation, cellular component: mitochondrion; cytosol; cytoplasm. Gene Ontology annotation, molecular function: tetrahydrofolylpolyglutamate synthase activity; ATP binding.